AGAGAAGGGCGGAAGAGGCCUGGAAGAGAAAGUGGCAGGAGUUGACUGUGAGGCUGGAGCCCAAGUGGCCAGCAGUUGGAGACGAAGGCCAGGACUUUAGCUACCGCAUGUCAUCCAUCGUGGGGCUGGCUUGCGUUGCACCAACUGCUCCAGUCAGAGAGGUGCCCUCAUGCCUUCUCCCGCGGACCAUGUCCAUGAUCUUUUCUGCCACUGUGGUACGGGUGAGGGACGGACUGCCUCUCUCGGCCUCCACUGACUUCUACCACACCCAGGAUUUCGUGGAAUGCAGGAAACGGCUCAAGACCUUGGCCCAGCGACUGGCCCAGUGUCCAGGCCGAGGUUCCGCUGAAAGCUGUGACUUCAGUAUACAUUUUUCGUCUUCCGGGGAUGUGGCCUGCAUGGCUAUCUGCUCCCGCCAGUGUCCUGCAGCCAUGGCCUUCUGCUUCCUGGAGACACUGUGGUGGGAAUUCACAGCAUCCUAUGACACCACCUGCAUUGGCCUAGCCUCCAGGCCGUAUGCUUUCCUCGAGUUUGACAGCAUCAUUCAGAAAAUGAAGUGGCACUUUAACUACGUGAGCUCCUCCCAGAUAAAGAGCAGCAUGGAAAAAAUUCAGGAGGAGCUUGAGGUCCAACCCCCAGUGAUUCUCACUCUGGAGGACACAGAUAUGGCAAAUGGGGUGAUGAACGGUCACACACCAGUGCACUCAGAACCUGAAGCUCCCAAUGUCCGAAUGGAGCCAGUGACCGCCCUGGGCAUCCUCUCCCUUGUCCUCAACAUCAUGUGUGCUGCUCUGAACCUCAUUCGUGGGGUUCACCUUGCAGAACAUUCUCUACAGGUUGCCCAUGAGGAAAUUGGAAACAUCCUGGCUUUUCUCAUUCCUUUUGCAGCCUGCAUUUGCCAGUGUUACCUGUACCUGUUCUACAGUCCAGCCAGGACUAUGAAGGUGGUGCUGAUGCUGCUCUUCAUUUGCCUAGGCAACGUGUACCUGCACGGGCUGAGGAACCUCUGGCAAAUCCUUUUCCACAUAGGGGUGGCUUUCCUCUCUUCCUAUCAGAUACUGACCAGGCAGCUUCAGGAGAAGCAGUCAGACUGUGGAGUAUGAGGCCGGACCCUUGGAUGUCCUUCUGGGAGUCAAUCUGUGUUUCCUGUCCUGCUUCUCAAGUUUCCAUCCUUGAAGCUUCUUUCAACCAAGCUGACUGAAAAACCAAGAAUGGGGGAUUUUUAACGGACACGGCCGAAGUUGUGAGCUCUCCCGAUUCCCAGGCUUGGCUUCAUGCCGUGUGUGACUGCAGAAUUUCCAGUUGAGCACAUUUCUUGGGACAGCCGAGCCGGGGGCUCACUCAGGAAGGUCAGAAUGGAAAUAUUUAGGUCUUUUAAAUUGAGUGACACAAUAAACCACUAGAUUGGAUAACACUAGCUUUAGCAAUUGGCAGUUGUCUGUGAGGAGCCAGUUUAUAAUCUAAAUGUGACUUGGUGAGUUGUUUGUAGAGAGUCAGUACAGGGUGAAUUAGAAACUUAAAAAUAUGGUUCCUAUACAUAAGCCAGAUAAAUUGUGUUUACAUUUUUGAUAAGUUGAGUUCAAUAUACCUUUGGAAUAUUUAAAUAUAUUUUUGGAUAUAUGUUGAACUUCAUUUAGAGUAAAGAUAGACAAAAGCUGAGAAAAUGGUCAGGAAAUUCAAGUUUAAUUUAUAUGUAAAUUUUGAUGGCAGUGGGACUGUGUGGGUGUAGAAGUGUUUGUAUUUAUUUGCAGGUUAGGUCUGAAAACUUUUACAGUUGCUUGAGUAACCAGUACUACUGGAUCGUAGGGUUAUAAGCAUGAGCAGAAAUGAGAAUUUCAAGGAUUCCUUACAACUGGGCACAAAUUGGAGUGGGUGAAUGAUGUGGAUCCAGUGACACUUAGAAGCCUGUUCUUUUAAUGCUGAUGAAUACUUGGCCCUGUGUACCUGUUCCCAGAAGACCUCCCAAAUUAAUUACCCCUGUACACCUUUCCCAGGGCUCUUAAUUAUAUCAAUAGGCCUCUUUUGUUUUGUUUUGUUUUGGAAUGAGAGUUAAAUGGAUUUCAGCUUCCUGAAGCUUUCUGAGAUAGAACUAACAUAUGCUCUGAAGAGUUAGCUUCUUUCAUUGCCAAAAAAUGCGCUAAUCAUAAUUGCCCAAAAUACAGUUCUGAAUAAGAUCACUUUGGUCUCCAGAAACAUCAUCCUGGGUCUCCAGGUACCCAGGAGGCUGCUUUGGGUCUUUGUUCUUUUGGAUCAUCUUUGGUGGAAGUCUGGAAUCUAAACAGUUCAUCCACAGUUGCAUGGAAUACUUUGGGUUAAAUUAUGUGCUCUUGAUGUGUUUUUGAAAACCCUGUUUUGGUAGUUUUUUUUUUUUUUUUUUUUUUUUUUAAGUGAAAAGAACAUUGGAAUUGCAGGAAGACUGAGAAUAUAGUUUUAAGGAAUUCAGUUAUAUUUGGUUAUUAUUGGUACUGUAUUGUUAUUGAGCUACCUUGGUAUCAUGUGAAGAAAAACAAGUUUAUAUGACUGGGAACUGUGUUGGGGGAGUGUUGCCAUAGUAACUAUUUUCUUAUAAUAGAAUUUUCUAUUUUUAACCUAACAUAAAAUAUCUGGAUAGGAAAAUUAUAUUGGCAGCGUUGGCUUCUCAGCUGUGCACUUCUCUGCACACUGAGCAGGUGAGUUUUCAGUCGUUCCGGGAGAUAGUUUUGAGGAGGUGGUAAAGUAAAAUGGGAAGCCAAGGAAGGGAGGAAAAAAAAUCUUUUUAAAUUAGAAGCACACGCACAUACAAAAAGCUUUGGAACUUAGAAGAACUUGAAGUGUCUCGAUUUCUUGUCUAAGCCUGUGUGGUGUUGGUGUCACUGUGUGGCUCUGUACCCCAGAUGCUUUGGGGCUCUGAGUCUUGAUCCGCAUUCAGCAAGCAGUAAAGCUGCAGCCCUGGCAGGCGGAUCUUUCUGCUGAAUGCUUCUUCCUGCUGAGGCACCAGUGCGAAUGUUAUGCAGAGCUUUGGUCUAUUAACGUGUAGCUGAAAUUUGAGAUUUACUUGUGCAAACUAAAGAGAAAAGAUGCACAAGGAAAACAGUGCAAGUAAUGACCACAAAAAUGUUGCUGAACUGAAAUCCAGCUAAAAGAAACCCCCAUUCACCAGAGGAAGAGCCUAAUGAUAGGAAUAGAAGCCCUGGUGAUUUUGUUCAAGGGAAAUCCCAGACUUUAGGUUGACUUGGUGCAGGCUUUGAAGUCUGUGGUCCCUCUGUGCAAUCCGUGACAUCCGAAAGCCAGUCCCGACCCCAUAAGUUAUUCUCACCCUACCACAGACUCAUUGCUCUUCAAGAAUCUCUGUUUUCCCAGUGAGUAAAUGCUUGCCUGCCCAACCAGCCUUGCAGGGCUGGAUCUGGGAACAGAUGAAAUCAUGUUGCAAACAAAACCUUCCCAGGUGCCUGUGGUUGUCAGAUGCUGCAGGGUUUUGAGGGUGUGUGUGUGUUAAGUUCCAUCUGCGGUAUCAGUGCUGCCAGAGUGUGGCUCAGUGCUCUGAGGUGGGGCUUCCCAACCCAGUAGCCAAAGCCCAAAGAGUUUCCACUUCCCCGGGAGGCGAAGGCAACAAGUAGAUUCUGGCUUUCCUUUCUCUAGGUUAGCCUGAUGUGAUGAGGGUUGUAUGUGUACUGCGUUCCCUUUCCAGGGUGGAAACAGCUGGGACACAUCUGGGUGGCAUUCCCACCCAGUCCAUAGGUCGGCUGCCUAUGGAGUGGGGGAGGAAGGUGAGACCUGAGGCUGUGUUUUGCUGCUUGAGCUUGUGUCCUGUUAUGACUCUGUUAAUGUACGUCGUGACCAAGGCCCCAUGUUUUAACAGCUCUUUAAGGGCUGGAGCAAAGGAUGUUGGGAGAAAUGCUGGAAUUAAAACAUGUAAUCAUUUUUAGUUGGCUGGAGGGAUGGGAAACCCACCUGUAAUAGAAUGAAUAGAGUGUGUAGAGGAGCAUCCAGGUGGGAGCAGGUGGCAUCGAGGCCCAGCCCUCUCACCCACACCCGGGGAACUAGAUGUCCAGAAGUAGUAGCAGUGUGGUGGUCAGCACCGCUCAGAGUCAGAGACACCAGCAGGCAGACAGGGCAUGAGAAGCAGGGGACCUGAGGGGAGCAGAGCCAGGGGCUGACUGUCUGCAAGAAGGCAGCAGCUGCCCCUUGGAGUCUGUCACUCAUCGUCACAUGCAAGACAGUGGUCCUUGGAGACCCUGCUGCUUGCUGGCACGAUGCAGUGCAAGUGAGUACAGGCGGGGAGGGGAGUGCUGGCCGCAAUCCCAUGGGCCCAGCUCAGGCAUGGCCCGCAAUCCACGUGCUCCUCCACAGAGCCCCACACCCAGACACUGUGUUAACGGUGGAGGAAGAGAGAGUGGAUGCGCCCGUGAGAGAUGAGGCAGGGGAGGUGAUAGAGACGGAAACACCGGGUGAGUGCAGUGUUUGUGUGCAGGCAGAGGAAGUCUGUGAGUUCACCUGGUGCGCACAGGUUCUGCAUGUGUCAGACACAUAGGACGGGUGUGACUGGCCUUUACGAAAAGGCGUCGUAUGGUACUGCAGUGUGCAUAGCCUUGUUCUUCCGCUCCAGAAAGGUAGCAGCCUCCCGCUGCCCAGGCCCAGCACCCAUGAUACCAUUGAGGUUUCCCUGUGCUGCUGGUUGGACCAAAUGUUGCAGUCUGUCCUCUACCCAACCCGGGAGAUCUCUGGUUCUCCUCCAUGGGAGCGGUGACGUCGAGUGGCUGUUGCUGGGGAGACCUUGUCGGCAGGGACCUGUGGCAAAGGGCUCGUCCGUAAAAUCUGGGAAUGGCAGGAUGUGGCAACACCUGCCCCUGUGUACCAAGGGCAGAGUUGCUGCCCACCAGCGCCUGUAUUUAGGCUAAAAUGAAACCCGUUCUGUUCUUCUGACCAGUGCUUCGUACACAUGAGCUGCUUUAACCCUUACAGGAUUCUGGAGCUGCUUCAGACAGUGUUAUGAGCCAUUCAUACAACUUAACUCCCAGGAUUCUGUUUUGCUUAAUAGACUUUUCCUGCUAAGAGCAUAAAAAAUCAAAGUCACUGUUGUAGCCAGGGCAGGCCACAGGACCACACACACUCAUGUGGAGUGCUUGCCACCCGUGUCGUGCAAGUUUCUGACUGUCUUCGUGUAACUGAGCAAAUGAUGGGGCCCCUGAACAAACUGCACAUGAUAGUGAGACCUAAACUUGUGUUAAGGUGCGUACAGAACGUUGUAGAGCCGUUUAUAUACUGUGUAUAUAUCAAUUAAACGAGGUGGCUUCAGAAGUGAGAGGAGAAUAAAUCUAAAGUGU
Lepus europaeus (European hare) is the source of this 5303-nucleotide messenger RNA. RefSeq names its product SEC22 homolog C, vesicle trafficking protein (gene SEC22C). Lineage: Eukaryota; Metazoa; Chordata; Mammalia; Lagomorpha; Leporidae. The transcript has 7 exons. The record is from RefSeq and is a predicted model, not a curated record. Gene Ontology annotation, biological process: endoplasmic reticulum to Golgi vesicle-mediated transport. Bases 108 to 1103 code for a protein of 331 amino acids.